Molecule: messenger RNA, 1092 nt
Organism: Lactuca saligna
Lineage: Eukaryota; Viridiplantae; Streptophyta; Magnoliopsida; Asterales; Asteraceae
Source: the annotation of a GenBank genome assembly
AUGUCUAAUGCAUCUGGCCGUCGGCUUGUGGCGGCGACAGUCCGUCUCGCCAUCCCAGUUGGCGGAGGAAUAUCUGGACCACCGGUAGUAGAUGCAAUGGCAUCAAGAUCGUACGACAAAGUCGCUGAUAUCUGCAAUCAAAUUAUGCUUCAGAUUGCUUCACAAGGUCUUGCAUUUCAAGACGAAUGGUCGUUUGCUGUUCAUCUUCUAGGGCAUAUUUACCUUAAUGAUCUCCAAUUGGUAGCUGCAGGAGGAAAUGAUAUGAAGCAGUGUUUGGAUAAGGAGACCCCCAUGGUACUCUGUCUACAUGGACAGCUGACGACCAAGACUGCUGCAAUUGGAGUGGGGUCAUGUGCAACAAACAAUCAGUUGAAUAAUCUUGCUCUUUCCUUCAAUUCUUUUAAUGGAACCAUUCCCACCUUCAUUGGUUCUUUGAGUCAAUUAACUUACCUUGACCUUUCUGAGAACUCUCUUUAUGGAACCAUUCCUCCAGAGCUUGGAAACCUCACCAACUUGCAAGAGCUUGAUCUUGAUUCUGUUGGAAGGUGUAGAGUGGAAAAGGUAGAGUGGUUGUCUCAUCUCUCUCAGUUGGAGGUACUUGUAAUUGAUGGGGUUUCCCUGUCCAAAGCAAAUCAUUGGGUAGAUGUAAUUUCAAAUCUCCCAAAACUCUCAUGGUUAAGUUUACAGGGAUGUGAGCUGUCACAGGUCAUGUAUCCAUAUUCUUCUUCAUUUCUCAACUCUUCUUAUUCAUCUAUUGUUAAGCUUUAUCUCAAUAACAACAAUCUGACCUCAUCCAUGUAUCGUUGGUUGUUCCCAUUAACCACCAAUAACCUCCUUUCUCUUGAUCUCUCUGGCAAUAUGUUAGAGGAUACUAAAGAGCAAAGUGAUAGUGAUGCCCCUGAGAAUAAUCCACAGUACACAACUGUUUAUGUUGGCAACCUUGGCCCUGAAGUAAGACCUCUUAAUCCUAAAAUUUAUUUGUAUGAGACAAGUCAUGAGAAAUUAAGAGCUGAAAGUUGUAAUAAACUCAAAGUAAAAUCUUACUAUUAUGAAACUCUUUUGCUUAAACCUACUGUAUUGACCUGUAGCUAA